Clunio marinus is the source of this 204-nucleotide messenger RNA. Lineage: Eukaryota; Metazoa; Arthropoda; Insecta; Diptera; Chironomidae. The record is from the annotation of a GenBank genome assembly.
AUGAUUGAGAUUCCAGACGUUAGUUCUCAUCCACCACAGAGAAGCAGGAUAUUUUUCAUCAAAUUAUCUUCUAACCACAUAAGAUAUUUAUCUACAUUUAUUCUUGCUUUAUCCCACAUUUUCCAAAAUCAACAAACUUUGCAAAAUUAUGAACAAAAGAACGUUAAUGAAGCUCUUUACACAGAAUUCAGGCCUUACAAUUAA